Pteronotus mesoamericanus is the source of this 1113-nucleotide messenger RNA. RefSeq names its product FAM3 metabolism regulating signaling molecule D (gene FAM3D). The coding region runs from base 149 to 820 and encodes 223 amino acids. The record is from RefSeq and is a predicted model, not a curated record. NCBI's taxonomy places the organism in Eukaryota, Metazoa, Chordata, Mammalia, Chiroptera, Mormoopidae. The transcript is spliced from 10 exons.
ACUCGCCUAACAGGGCGGUGGUUGGCUGGCUCAGGGAUCCAAGACACCAGCUGGACCCUCUCACCUUCUCCACUGACGGAAGCCGGGAAGUAGGAGCCUUGAGCCCUCAGGCUAACGCUGACCCCAAGCCACUCCUCACCUGGACAGGAUGAGAAUAUCAGUACUGCUUCGCUUCCUGACCCUCAUUUUUGUCCUGAUCACCUCAUGGAUCAUUAUCCAGAGCUAUAUCAGCUUCAGCAUGAAAACCAUCCGUCUGCCCCGCUGGCUGGGUUCAGUCUCCAAGGAGAGCAGGGUCGUGAAGACCAAGUGUGACCUCAGCAAGCCCUGCCCAAACAACUUCUUUGCAUUUAAAAUCCUCAGCGGGGCCGCCAAUGUCGUGGGCCCCUCCAUAUGCUUCGAAGACCGCAUGAUCAUGAGCCCUGUGAAAGACAACGUGGGCAGGGGCCUGAACAUCGCCCUGGUGAAUGGGUCCACGGGAAUGGUGCUGAGACAGAGCUAUUUCGACAUGUAUUCUGGAGAUCCUAUGCUCCUGGUGAAAUUCCUUAAAGAAAUUACAGAGGACAUGCUGGUGCUAGUGGCCUCCUACGAUGACCCAGGGACCAAAAUGAACGAUGAAAUCAGGGCACUCUUUGCCAACUUGGGCAGCUCCUACGCAAAGCAGCUGGGCUUCCGGGACAGCUGGGUCUUCUUAGGGACAAGAGCCAUCAAGAAUCACAGCCCCUUUGAGCAGUUCUUAAAGAACAACCCCGACACGAACAAAUAUGAGGGCUGGCCAGAGCUGCUAGAACUGGAGGGCUGUGUGCCCCAGAAGGUGUUCUAGGGCUGCUGCAGCUCCUCCUGGGUUGCCGCAAGCUGGACUGGCUGGAGCUGAAGGACAGCGAUGGACAAGGGACCAAGAGACUGGUCGUGGCAGCAUGGAGAUCCUGAGGGUCCUUGCGCCCCCUGCGCACUUCCCCUUUUCAAGAACAAAAGCCAUUGCUUGGGCUGAGGCGGCUGUCCUACCUGGAGAUGGCCAGCUUCAGAGGGUCCUUCCGGGGCCACUGCUUGUGGAGAAAACAGGUGGGCUUCCCCUCAGGAUCUCUGACUAUUGUCCCUGUGAAAGAAUGGACUGCC